Molecule: messenger RNA, 1919 nt
Organism: Podarcis muralis (Common wall lizard)
Lineage: Eukaryota; Metazoa; Chordata; Lepidosauria; Squamata; Lacertidae
Gene: ZNF622
Product: zinc finger protein 622
Biological process (GO): ribosomal large subunit biogenesis
Cellular component (GO): preribosome, large subunit precursor
Molecular function (GO): zinc ion binding; nucleic acid binding
Source: RefSeq, a predicted model, not a curated record
AAAAGCUUCGACGUUGAAGCGUGGCUGCGAGGCCGGGAAAAGGGAAGGGAAGCGUUGCGUCUUUGGAGCCGACAGCGAUCAAAGUUCGGUGGAAUCUUCGCCACUCCAACGUUCUCUUUCCCACGCUCAGCGUUCUCUUUCCCACGCUCAACGUUCCAUCGCGCUGCCUUCUUUCACCGGCGUUCCGUGUCGUCGUUCAGGAUUGGAAUAGCUGAUAUCUUUUUUUCUUUCUAAUAAAAACAACUACUUUUGCUUCCGACGCGGCCUUUCCAGCCGCUGGAUUAUGAGCAGCAGCGAGUCGCCCGACUGUCCGGCGACGUCAGCCGUGGCGUCGUACACUUGCAUCACUUGCCGCGUGGCUUUCAAGGAUGCCGAUGUCCAGCGUGCCCACUACAAGACCGACUGGCACAGGUACAACCUGAAACGGAAAGUCGCCGAGAUGCCACCUGUCACUGCUGAGAACUUCCAGGAGAGGGUUCUGGCACAGAGAGCCGGGCUGGAGGAGCAGAACAAGGCGACUGCUACCUACUGCACGGCUUGCAGCAAGAGGUUCUCCAACUUCAACGCUUACGAGAACCACCUGAAGUCCAAGAAGCACCUGGAGCUCGAGAAGAAAGCCGUCCAAGCGGUCAGCAAGAAGGUCGAACUCCUGAAUGAGAAGAACUUGGAGAAAGGCCUCGCUCAAGAGAACGUUGACAAAGAUGCCAUGAAUGCUGCCAUCCAGCAAGCCAUCAGAGCCCAGCCCUCCCUGUCUCCAAAGAAGGCUCCCUUCUUGCCUGGCGGUGCUGCUGGGUCUUCAAUUGCUGUGGAAAGUAGCAGAGAGCGUGCGGAAAAAGCUCCCCGGCUGCAGUGGUUUGAGGAACAGGCCAAGAAGCUGGCAAGAGAACAGUCGGAGGAAGAAGAGGAGGUCGACGAUAUGGAAGAAGGUUGGGAGGAUGUAGACUCAGAUGAAGAUCUGGAGGUCGAAGAAGGACCGAUGGAAGGAAUCCCGGAUGAGGCCGAAGAGAGUGCGUCUGGGAAGGAUCACUCCAGCUCAGACGCGAUCCCAGUAACCGACUGCUUAUUCUGUUCCCACCAUUCAAGCUGCCUCAUGAAGAAUGUGUCCCACAUGACAAAAGUUCACAGUUUCUUUAUUCCAGAUAUAGAAUAUCUUGUGGAUAUCAGAGGUCUGAUUAAGUACUUGGGAGAGAAGGUUGGCAUUGGGAAGAUCUGCCUGUGGUGCAAUGAGAAGGGGAAAUCCUUCUACACGACGGAAGCUGUGCAGGCCCAUAUGAACGACAAAAGCCACUGCAAGCUCUUCACGGAAGGCGAUGCUGCUCUGGAGUUUGCAGACUUCUAUGACUUCAGGAGCACUUAUCCUGACUAUCAGGAAGGAGAUGGUGCAGAGAUGUCUGAAGAACUGCCACCAGAGAAGAAUUUGGAUUAUGAUGAUGAUUCAAUGGAGCUGAUUUUACCUUCAGGUGCCCGGAUCGGUCACCGUUCAUUGAUGAGAUACUAUAAGCAGCGGUUUGGUGCUUCAAGAGCUGUGGCUGUUUCUAAAAAUAAACACGCUGUGGGCAGAGUAUUGCAGCAAUAUAAAGCUCUGGGAUGGACAAGCAGCACAGGAGCAGCACUGGCUCGAGAGCGUGACAUGCAGUACCUUCAGAGGAUGAAGGCCAAGUGGAUGCUGAAGACCAGCAUGCAGAAUAACUCUACAAAGCAGAUGCACUUCCGCGCGCAAGUCAGGUUCUGAAUGUGCCCAGCGAUAAGCAUGACUAGCCUGAGCUUGCAUCGUUCUUUCUGCAAUACUGUGGAAGGAAGACCCAGUCUCAGAGAAGUGUGGUACUGCCUGCUGCUAUUUCAGCAUGUUUCCCAAGGAGAUCUCAGCCCGGUGUAACUGGCUGUCAGACUUCAAAUCAAUAAAGCCUAUGCAUAAGAAA